AUGUCGUUGCUCCUUAUCGAAAGCCCGCUACCCGUCCGUCACUCACCUGUCGCAAACCCACCAGACCAGGACGAGCAGCAGAAGGACAGUGCGGAAGAGUUGGAGGUGACUGGCGAGGGCACUGCGGGAGGGCCGUUUGGACUGAAGAAGGUACUCUUUGUGAGGAAAAAGAGCGAAAAGGGCGUUGGGUCGAAAGAGGAACCUUCCUUCAAGGACCGAUUCAACAAGCUCGGGGCGGGGGUUGGAGAGAGGUUUGCCGCUUUCGGACACAUUAUCCAAGAGCACGGCAGCAAGUCCGCGGCGGCAAGUGGAUCGCCGACUUCGGGAGUAGCGGAAAAGUUCUCCGCCCCGGACGCGACGAGCGAACUGGCACAGGUAGCGCCGCAGGGUGGUACCGCUUCUGCUGGCCCACCCGCCAGCGAGCACCCCCAGCAGCAGGCGAUGGAGUACUUCCAAGAAUACGAGGUUACCUUUACUACCAAGCCCACGUUUUCGCUCGUGGAAGGGGCGGACGGGAGGGGCGCCGUAGUAUCGUGGGACACCGGUACGGCACCACCCUCUGCGGACAGCGGCGGCGCCCCUGCCCCCGUGCCGCCAUCCGGUGCCGCUGUCAUCGCCGUGUCCGGCGAGUCGGUAGCCGAGAAGAAGCUGGCAGAUGUGCUGGAGCUCCUGGAGGCUGCCGGCAAGGACCUCGACACAGGGCGAGAAGAAGACCCGGCCAAGGAUAACGGCGACAAGCUUUCCGUCGAGGUGCCUCCGGACCCGGCAGGCGGCGGCGGUGGCGGGCUGGUGGUGCGGUUCCGCGAGAAGAUGAAGCCGCAGCACGAGACCGGGUCGGCCGGUGGGGAGGUCUUCCGCAACAAGAUGAAGGCCAUGGCGACGGGGAUAGGGAACCUGUUUCAGGCAAAGGAAACGGCGGGCAGCGCCGUGAGGGACGGCUCCAACGUUUCUGCCGGAGGCGCGGGUCCGUCGGCGGCGGCGGCGGCGGCAGCGGCAGCGGUGCCCGAUGCCUUCCCCCUGACGUUUUCGACGGGGAGCGAGACCGUCGAGGACUUGCCGUUUACGAUGGCCGAGGUCGUCGGAGGCCUUGGGGUUAUCGUCGCGGCGGUUAGGGACGACUACGCGGAGCACUUGAUCGUGGCGGAGGAGGCGGGGGUCGUGUCGGCGGGGACGGCGGGUGUGGCCGCCGGCGGCGGCGGCGGCGGCGAGGAAGGGAGUGGGGGGCGGAACGAUGGCCCGGAAGAGGGUUUGCUAGUUCCUGGAGCCUUGAUCUUGAGAGUGGCCGGGCAGAACGUGGAGGGGAAAGGGAUGGGACGGGUGAGGAAGGCUUUGGAGACGGCGGCGGUGGAGCACUCGGCGGUGAAAAUCCUCUUCCGGCGCGCGCCUCCAAUCUACCGAGCGAGCGUGGCGGCCGAGCUAGCGUUAGAGCAGUCAAAGGUGCCUCAGGUGCACGUCGGCACUUGGCAACCUUUGCUCAAGCGACGCGCCGGGGUCACGAUGAGCGGAGACGGAGAGAACGGCGGCGGCGGAGGCGGAGGCGGAGGCAUUAUCGGGCUCGGUUACGGGCGGAGAGGAGUGGGAGGGCGUCCAGGCGACCAUGGCACGGGCGCACCGACCGUGGCCCUGCCGCGGAACGUCAAGUCGGCGUACGCGGGGACGUUCGAGGGCCGGCCGUCGUCCUUCCAGCAGGCGGCGCGGCUGUGGUUUUCCUUCCCGGGGGAGCGAACGGUCACCCUCCAGAGACAAGCUACCUUGGAAAAGCUGGGCCUGUUGCACGUCGAGACGAGGGGGGGGGGGGGGGCGAUAGGCUCGUGGGUGACGAUCACCGCGGCGGAUGCGUCGCCUUGCGCGGCAGCGGGGGUGCCCGUGGGGGAGACCUCGCUGCUGACCCACGUUAACGGCUUCGACGUGUCUCCGCCCGCCUACCGAUCGCUCGCUCCGCGCGCGUUCGGGGAUGGGGAAGGGUGGGCGGCGGCGGUGCUGCCGGCGCUUGAGAGCGGCGGCGGUGACAGCAUCACCCUCACCUUUGUCUGA
Ectocarpus siliculosus is the source of this 2034-nucleotide messenger RNA. Lineage: Eukaryota; Phaeophyceae; Ectocarpales; Ectocarpaceae. The record is from the annotation of a GenBank genome assembly.